Trichomonas vaginalis G3 is the source of this 1171-nucleotide messenger RNA. RefSeq lists its product as uncharacterized. The transcript has a single exon. The annotation marks the transcript as partial. The record is from RefSeq and is a predicted model, not a curated record. NCBI's taxonomy places the organism in Eukaryota, Parabasalia, Trichomonadida, Trichomonadidae.
AUGGAAGGUCAAUUUAUUGUAGAUAAAGAAAUUGGUUCAGGUUCCAAUAAAACAAACCCACCAGGAUUUUGGAUUGGUUUCGAUGACGCUUUCUAUGCAGUUGCUGGAUAUCAAAUCCUUGCAAAUGGUCGUAUCGUAUAUUCUCAAGACAACGCAAGAGAAGAAGCAUAUAUAACUUCAAACUCACAAACUACCGAACAAAUAAAGAAAGUAGAUGUUUUCUCAAAGACUCGACAUGAAGAUGUAUGGAGUCAUUCGGGAACAUGCAGAACAGGACAAAUUGUUAGUGGUCCAAUUACAGCAGGAAAAUCAUUUGAUUUUAAGCUUCGUUUAAGAAUUCCUGUUAGAAGAUUCCUUCCAUUAGAAGCUAUUCGAUUUAUUCCAGCUUUUGCAGGAAACAUUCAGCUUAAAGUAAAGUUCAGUAGCGACGCCUUACAAUGCACAUCUAUAUCUGUAAAUGAUAUCAUUGCUUUCAAUCCAACUCUUAAAGUUGCAUUUGCUUCAGAUUCAAAUCCACCGACAAAUAAAUUUGUUCCAUGGAAUGAACCAUUCACUAUGAUAACGAAGGCAGUAGAAGCUAGUGGAACAGUUACUAUUACAACUGUAACCCAGCAACUAUUUCGAACAAAGAUGGAUUUUAAUGAAUGUUUCAUUCAUCCAAAGUCAUUCUCUUUAGACCCUAACAUUUAUACAGAACUUGUAGAACAUUAUACAAACGAGGCUUUAUGUUUUCCUGUUAAAGUUAUGGAUUGGAUUCCUAUGGACGGUUCAUUCUCAAAGAAUACAGAUAGUUCAAGUGCAACAUUUACAGCAGCUUAUACGCCUAUUAAUGUUAAAAGUAUUUGGGCACUAUUUAGAAAGAAAGACAACUAUUAUGUUAAUUUUGAGAACCCUAAGUUUAAAUAUCUUCAGCUUUCCAUGGGAGCUUAUGGAAAUAUGCCUGCAGAACCUGAAAAAUCAUAUGGACCUGUAUUUUAUGAAAUGGUUGCGAACGCCUGCAAUACAAACAAUGAUAUGAUAGGAUUUAAUGAAGAUGUUAUGAGGUCAUUGGUGGAUGAUGGUAGUGUGGAACAUAAAUGGGAUAGCUAUGACAACACACAUUUCUUAUGUGGUUUUCCAACAGAAGUGGACUUUUGCUUCCAGCAAGGUCAAACAUCUACUGCUCCAAUAA